Messenger RNA from Mytilinidion resinicola, 614 nucleotides. RefSeq lists its product as uncharacterized. The coding region runs from base 117 to 614 and encodes 165 amino acids. Gene Ontology annotation, cellular component: endoplasmic reticulum. The record is from RefSeq and is a predicted model, not a curated record. NCBI's taxonomy places the organism in Eukaryota, Fungi, Ascomycota, Dothideomycetes, Mytilinidiales, Mytilinidiaceae. The transcript has 4 exons.
AUUCAUUCAGCACCACACCCGUGCAACAAUCGAAGCUUUUCGUCUCUCAUCUCCGCUAACUUCCAAUCAACUUCGAAUCUAUCCGAGCGCGUGCGGCCAUUGUGUCUACAAUCAAGAUGGGACGUCGGCUUGAUAUCGUGUACCUGAUCUUUUUCAUCAUUCAUCUUCCUAUUAUGUUCGUCGUCGACCUCACACCCUUCUACCCCGACUCCAUCAAGCCCGCCUUCAUGACCUCCCUCCGCUCCUACUACGUCACAACCUACCGCGACCAAUUCUUCAUCGCCCCACCCGCCUGGUUCACAACCUACCUCUACAUGGAACUCCUCUAUCACGUCCCGCUCACCCUCUACGCCAUCCGCGCCCUCUGGUCCGCCCCGCUGCAGCCUAAAGCGAUGCUGCAUCUGCUCCUGUUCUCCGCGCAAGCGGGCCUGACCACGCUGACCUGUAUCGCGGAGGCGCUGAGUUGGGAUCGGAAUCUGGAGGAGCAGGGGAGGCUCAUGGGGUUGUAUGUGCCGUAUGUUGCUUUCGCGGUGCUGAUGGGGGUGGAUAUGUUUGGGAGGCUGAGUGGGGUUGUUGGGGGGGCGGUGGGGGGAGAGGGGAAGAAGAGGGUGUAG